Rotaria sordida is the source of this 951-nucleotide messenger RNA. The record is from the annotation of a GenBank genome assembly. NCBI's taxonomy places the organism in Eukaryota, Metazoa, Rotifera, Eurotatoria, Philodinida, Philodinidae.
AUGUAUUACGACGAAUUUGCUGUAAAAGAGAAUUUAUCUCUUCCAUCUCUAUUAGAAGUACUUUCCGAUGUACUUUAUCGAUAUUCAAAACAUGAUCCAUCUCUUCAACAACCUUUACGUUCGAUUUUAUCAAUUAAUGGUCAACAAAAUGCACUUUUAAAUUUACCAUGUAUUGAUAUUCAUCUUGGUUAUAUGUGUGUAAAAACAAUAACAAGCUUUCCUGAAAGUUCACCAGCAAUUGAUGGUGCUGUAUCAUUAUUUAAUUCAAAUAAUGGUCGUUUACUUCUGAUAGCUGAUGCAAAAGAAAUAACUGCACGACGUACAGCAACUGCUUCAUUUCUUGCUACUCAAUUAUUAGCAUUUAAAAAAUGGAAAAAUGAACAAAAAGAAAAUGCAAUAUUAACUAUUCUUGGUUGUAGUGUUCAAGGACGAGCUCAUCUUGAUGUUUUUACUCAAUUAUUCAAAUGGAAUAAAAUUUAUUUAUGGAGUCGAAAUAUGACACAUGCUAUUAAUUUACAAUCAGAUUAUUCAUCAAAAUUAAGCAAUAUUGAAAUAUUAAAAGAUUUAAAUGAUAAUCGUCUUCAACAAUCCGAUGUUAUUUGUACUUGUACAGCAAGUGAAGAAGCUUUAAUAGGUCUUAAACAAGUGAAAAAAGGCGUACAUAUUAAUGCUGUUGGUUCAUUUCGUGAAACAAUGCGUGAAUUAGCUGAUGAUCUUAUGUUAUCAUCAGAUACACAAAUUAUUGUUGAUAGUAAAGAAAGUGCAAUGAAAGAAGCCGGUGAAAUAAUUCAAUCAAAAGCUAAAAUAAUGGCUGAAUUAGGUGAAUUAAUUCAUAAUGAUGAAUUUUCUAAUGAUACAUGCAAUGAAAAAAUAACAAUUUUUAAAUCAGUUGGUAUUGCUGUUGAAGAUCUUGCAGCAGCAAUUGUUCUUUAUGAAUCAUUAAAGAAAUGA